Durotheca rogersii is the source of this 1899-nucleotide messenger RNA. RefSeq lists its product as uncharacterized. The record is from RefSeq and is a predicted model, not a curated record. NCBI's taxonomy places the organism in Eukaryota, Fungi, Ascomycota, Sordariomycetes, Xylariales, Xylariaceae. The coding region runs from base 1 to 1899 and encodes 632 amino acids. The transcript has 3 exons. Gene Ontology annotation, molecular function: DNA-binding transcription factor activity, RNA polymerase II-specific; protein binding; RNA polymerase II transcription regulatory region sequence-specific DNA binding.
AUGGAGCAGACUUUUAUGACCAUACACAACCUGUCGCCCGACGCCAACGUCCUCUUCGCAUCAGAGUCCAUUGUUGAUAUCUUGGGGUACCAGCCGCAAGAUGUGCAGGGCAAGUCGUGCUUCGAUUACUUCCACCCGCAGGAGGUACCUUUCGCACGCUCCGUGCAUAGCAGGGGCGUCCUGCUCGACAAGGCGGCAGUUCUACACUACGUUCGGAUCAUGUCGAGAAGUGGCCAAUGGAUCAGUUGCGAAUGUUGCUUCACAGUGGUCCACGACGUCCUAGUAGCCUGCACGAGCAUCUACCGGCGCGGGGAAAAGAGCAAGAGACGGGCGAUAGAGGCACCUCAGAUUCGGCGAAUUUUUUCCUCGUCGCCGAGAGACCCCCGGUACCACAUGCUAGAGCAUCUCUCGCCUAAAUUCAGGAUGCAGCCAAUGGAGCGAGAGCCCCGUGCCGCCCUCAUACUCAACAGAUUCACCCGGACCUUGACCGUCAUGUUCGCCACUAAUGCCGUCUCUUCGAUACUCGGCGUGCGGCCGGAUCAAAUUCAGGACAAGAGCUUCUACGAAUGUAUCGCCGAGAACUGUCUAGCAGAUGCUAUCAAAUGUUUAGAGAGCGCGAAGGCGAAUGACUCUAUCGCGUACCUGCGCUUCUGGUACCGCGAUCCUCGUAGGGAAGAGGACUUCGAAGACGAGGACCAAGACGAGGACGAGGACGACGAAGACGAGGACGAGAGCGAAGACGACGAAGAGUCCGAACAAGAGCAGGAUAAGGACAUGACGACUGACGGCCAUGGCAACUCGGUUAGCCACGUGCAUAUGGAACACGUUAUGGAUGUCGACGUCGAUGGGGUGCCCGAGUCCGAGAUCAAGACGGAGGCUAGGUUCAGCCCCGAGCUCGCCAAGCCUGCUAUCCUCGGUGAUAGAGAUUCCCCAGUACCCCCUUUCACGGGGAAUGAUUUCCCGUCGUUGGCUGGAGGCGCGGAAGCUUACCAGGCAUCUGCAGAUGCUUGCCCGCGGGCUUCGGAACGGCGGAGGAGAAGUCGUAAUCCGAUUCCCACGUUUGAACUCGAGGCCGUAGUCUCGUGCACCUCUGACGGACUAGUCGUGGUGUUGAGAAAGGCCCGACCACCGAUACCCUCUCUACACCCGCCCCUACUUCCCGUCGAUUUUGAGAAUGGACUCUUCGCCGCUCCUUGGAGCGAGCAUCCGAUCAGGCCGUAUUACCCUCCCGAACACUUCUACACCUUUCGGCCCCCGCUCCUACCGCAGUACAUGCCUUUGCGCGAACACGUCAAGACGGCCGGAGGGCCGCCGAUCGAUCAGCUUAUGAGGUCGAUACGAGAUGUAGCAGUGUUUGCAUGGGCGUUAGUCGGAAUCAAUGGGAAUAUUGCCGCAUAUGGCCGCGGCGUGCCGAGUGAGAGCUCGCAACCACACGAUGGCCUACCAUUUGGGGAUCCGUCAACGACGGGCUCUCUGCACCAUAGCUUCGAGCCCCCAUCUCCCACCCAGCAUUGGAGGGGUUCGUCGUCGGAUAACCGGGCAGCUCUCUCACGCGGGCCUCCCAGCCCGCAUUACGUACCGGGAUACGACGCAGGGGAGCCACAGGGUCACGGCCCUGUACCGGCCGAAUUUGACGUCAGGGGUGCCAGCUAUUCAGCAUCGCCUACAUGGCCGCGGCCAACGUCGUACGUACCUGCGACUGAGCCCUGGCAUCCGCGGCUCCCUCCACACCAGCCGACUCAACCCCCCUCUUCCGGGUUUCACCAGCCGCUGGCGGAACCAUGGGCGUCGGCGUCGGCGUCGCACACGCGGCAAAGCGUAAAUCACUACGCCAUACCGGCAACGCAACCGCGUACAUUUAGAGACGACUCGCGGGGCUACAGGGACAUGUGGCAGUAG